GCGACGGCGACGACAUGGCCUCGGAAUCGGACGUGCGCGCCCAGCUCCAGCGCGCGGGCCAGGAGCAUCUUCUGCGCUUCUGGGCCGAGUUGGCCCCGGGGCCGCGCGCCGCGCUGCUGGCUGAGCUGGCGCCGCUCGAGCCCGACGCACUGCGCGAGCAUUGUAGACGGGCGGCGGCGGCCUGGGCGCGCGCCUCCGGCCCGCCACCCGGCCUAGCCGCGCGCCUGCGGCCCCUGCCUCCGGAGCGCGUGGGCCGCGCGAGGCUCUGCGACCCCGAGACCCGGCGGCGUUGGGAGGAGGAAGGUUUCCGCCAGAUUGCCCUGAACAAGGUGGCAGUCCUGCUGCUGGCUGGCGGGCAGGGCACUCGGCUGGGUGUCACCUACCCCAAGGGCAUGUAUGAUGUGGGGCUGCCCAGCCAGAAGACCCUGUACCAGCUGCAGGCGGAACGCAUCCGGCGGGUGGAGCAGUUGGCUGGCGAGCGCCAUGGGACUCACUGCACCGUGCCUUGGUACAUCAUGACCAGUGAGUUCACACUGGGGCCCACUGCCAAGUUCUUCAAGGAGCAUGACUUUUUCCACCUGGACCCUGCCAACGUGGUCCUGUUUGAACAGCGCAUGCUACCUGCUGUGACCUUCGAGGGCAGGGCCAUCCUGGAGCGGAAAGACAAAGUUGCCAUGGCCCCAGAUGGCAACGGGGGUCUCUACUGUGCUCUAGAGGACCACCGUAUCCUGGAGGACAUGGAGCUUCGGGGAGUGGAGUUUGUGCAUGUGUACUGUGUGGACAACAUCCUGGUGCGACUGGCUGACCCUGUCUUUAUUGGCUUCUGUGUGCUGCAGGGUGCCGACUGUGGGGCCAAGGUGGUGGAAAAGGCGUACCCUGAGGAACCUGUGGGCGUGGUGUGCCAGCUGGACGGGGUCCCCCAAGUGGUGGAGUACAGUGAGAUCAACCCUGAGGUUGCCCAUCUGCGUGGCACCGAUGGUGGACUGAUUUACAAUGCAGGCAACAUCUGCAAUCACUUCUUCACCCGCGACUUCCUCCAGACCAUCACCAGGGACUGUGAGCCCCUGCUACAGCCACACGUGGCUGUGAAGAAGGUUCCCUAUGUGGAUGAGGGGGGAAACCUGGUGAUGCCACUGAAGCCAAACGGCAUCAAGAUGGAGAAGUUCGUGUUUGAUGUGUUCCCAUUUGCUAGGAACUUUGUUGCCUUUGAAGUGCUUCGGGAGGAGGAGUUUUCCCCGCUGAAGAAUGCUGAGGCAGCCAGCCGGGACAACCCUUCCACCGCCAGGCGUGCCCUGCUUGCUCAGCACUACCGGUGGGCUCUGCAGGCUGGGGCCCGCUUCCUGGAUGCACACGGGGCCCAGCUUCCUGCACUGUCCUGCUUACCCCCAGAUGGAGACCCUCCGGCCAUCUGUGAGAUAUCGCCCUUGGUGUCUUACUCUGGAGAGGGUUUGGAAAUGUACCUGCAAGGCCGGGAGCUGCAGUCCCCGUUCAUCCUGGAUGAGGAGCAGGCCGGGGUUCUGCGGCUGCAGGAGAUGUGACUCUCCCAGGCCUACAGCACGGAAGCCCUUGGGUGGAGACGCAGCCGUGUCCUGCGACCCCUUGGAAUGCAGACUGCUGUGCACCUUCAGCCUGCAGGACCCAGAGGGGAAGAUGCUCCUCCACUGAAUGAGAUGCCCCUCCUCCAUCACCUGUAGACACAAGUGACCACCAGCCUGC
Marmota flaviventris (yellow-bellied marmot) is the source of this 1716-nucleotide messenger RNA. RefSeq names its product UDP-N-acetylglucosamine pyrophosphorylase 1 like 1 (gene Uap1l1). Gene Ontology annotation, molecular function: UDP-N-acetylglucosamine diphosphorylase activity. Gene Ontology annotation, biological process: UDP-N-acetylglucosamine biosynthetic process. The record is from RefSeq and is a predicted model, not a curated record. Lineage: Eukaryota; Metazoa; Chordata; Mammalia; Rodentia; Sciuridae.